AAAAUUUAUAAAGAUAUUUCGUAUUUAACUCGAAACCUUUGAUCAUGGAAAAAAAACUUUGUAUCAUCUCAUCUCACCUUCUAAAGUCACAGAUCUUUUUUUAUUAAUAUCAAGUGUACUCUGCCAUUGCUCUCUCUCUAUUCAUGCAUUUAUAUGCAUAAUCAUUUCAUUCUCUCCCAUAUAUUUCCUCCACUUCUCUCUACUUCCUCCUAUGGCCCUCUUCCUCUUACUUCUUCUCAGUGUUUUGAUCCCUUCUUCAAGCUUUGCUCAAUGGCCACCUUCUCCUGGCUACUGGCCAAGUUCUAGGUUCAGAUCAAUGAGCUUUUAUCAAGGGUAUAGAAAUCUCUGGGGUUACACACAUCAAAGAGUAGACCAAAAUGCAUUAACAAUCUGGCUAGAUAGCACCUCAGGAAGUGGAUUCAAAUCUGUUAAAGCAUUUCGAUCUGGGUACUUUGGUGCCUCCAUUAAGCUCCAACCUGGUUACACUGCUGGAGUUAUCACAGCUUUUUAUCUUUCAAACAAUGAAGCUCAUCCAGGGUUCCAUGAUGAAGUGGACAUAGAAUUCCUUGGCACAACAUUUGGGAAACCCUAUACAUUGCAGACCAAUGUUUACAUAAGAGGAAGUGGAGAUGGAAAAAUCAUUGGAAGAGAAAUGAAGUUUCAUUUAUGGUUUGAUCCUACACAAGAUUUUCACCAUUAUGCCAUUCUUUGGAGUCCCAAGGAGAUAAUAUUCCUUGUUGAUGAUGUGCCAAUAAGGAGGUACCCUAAGAAGAGUGAUGAAACUUUUCCAAUGAGGCCAAUGUGGAUUUAUGGUUCAAUAUGGGAUGCCUCUUCUUGGGCUACUGAAGAUGGAAAAUAUAAAGCAGAUUAUAGAUACCAACCAUUUGUUGCAAGGUACACCAAUUUCAAAGCAGCUGGCUGCUCAGCCUAUUCACCUGCCUGGUGCCGCCCAGUCUCCGCCUCUCCCUCCUGGUCCGGCGGACUUUCAAGGCAGCAAUAUAGAGCCAUGAGAUGGGUUCAAACUCGCAAUAUGGUGUAUAACUAUUGCAAAGACUCCAAGAGAGACCAUUCUUUAACACCCGAGUGUCGGCGUUAAAAGUGAAAACAUGGAACACUAACUUGUUCCAUGCGUAGAGAAUCAUUCAUAAAGGAAAAGAAAUUUUACUUGUCUAGUGAUUUCUUUUCUUUUCUUUUUUGUCCUGUGUCCUUUCAUUUAUGAAGGUGUCUUGAGAUAAGUCCUAGUUACAUCCUACAUGCAAGAAUUAUCAUGCAGCAAAGGUAGUUUGAUUCCAAAUAAAACAAAUGAUUUUUUUAUUUAAUUAUGUACUAAUUUAUAUAUAUAAUGUUUUUACAAUUACUUUUAGUAAAAAAGCAGUGGGCUUAGGCAACAAUUAUGCAGAAGGCAGAGGGGCCAUAAUGCCAAAUAAAACAAAAUGGGGUGGUUGGUGGGCAAUUGAAAAGUGUAGAAUGUUUCCAAACACAAGUAUUUUGUUUUGAAUC
Molecule: messenger RNA, 1500 nt
Organism: Manihot esculenta (cassava)
Lineage: Eukaryota; Viridiplantae; Streptophyta; Magnoliopsida; Malpighiales; Euphorbiaceae
Product: probable xyloglucan endotransglucosylase/hydrolase protein 32
Exons: 4
Coding region: 212-1096 (294 amino acids)
Biological process (GO): cell wall biogenesis; xyloglucan metabolic process
Cellular component (GO): apoplast; cell wall
Molecular function (GO): xyloglucan:xyloglucosyl transferase activity; hydrolase activity, hydrolyzing O-glycosyl compounds
Source: RefSeq, a predicted model, not a curated record